UUCAUUUCGUUUCUCAUUUCAUUGUAACACAUCUAGAAAAAUAAUUGAACGGUCAUGGAUAAUUUAAUAACAUUAAAUGUUGGGGGAACUACGUUUUUGACCAGCAUGUCAACUCUCAAAAAGUACCCCGAAACACGUCUCGGGAGAUUGACUACUUCAUCACAGGAAUAUGUUGUUGGCAAAGAUUUAUAUUUUUUCGACCGAAGUUCGGAUUUGUUUUCUCGUAUCUUAGAUUUUUAUAGAAAUGAUGAGAUUCAUUUGCCAGCCAAUUGCUGCAGUCAAUUAAUUCAAAAAGAGUUAGACUACUGGGAGAUUCCAUACAGCGAUAUUCCAGAAUGCUGUCGGUCAGCAAUACUAAAGAAAGAAACCGAUUUAAAGACAGUUCAUAAACUGAAAUUAUCGACAGAAGUUCCUUCAGCAUUCGAUGGAAAUAAUAAAUGUGCAAAUGGAAUACUGCGUAAGAUAUGGUUAUUUGUUGAUGAACCAUUGUCAUCGCAACCAGCCAAGUGCUACAAUUUUGCGUACUGUCUGAUUGUGAUCCUGUCUGUUUUAAUGGAACUAUUGUUCACCAGUCCAGAUUUUAGAAUCCCUUUUGAAAGCACGGACAAUGUUACCAUGACGCAGAACAUUGACUUUUUAAAAGAUAUGAAUAACCCAAAGUUUAUAUUUUUUCUUACGACUGAAAUGGAACUUUGGUGGUAUAUAGUUGAUGACUGCCUGCUAGUUUUUUUCACACUUGAGUUUUGUACAAGAUUUGCAACUGCUCCGUCAAAAAUAACAUUCGCCAAGAAUUGGUUAAAUAUACUUGAUAUCGUUUUGGAUGUUUCAAUGUGGUUUCGAUUCGUCGUCAGACAGUUUGGCUUUACAAUUUUGUUGAAAUACCAAAUAUUACUUGAAAUUAACCAGUUCUGUUAUGCGUCAAUAUCUUUCCGUAUGUUUCGUAUAACGCGUCUUUCGAAACAAUCUGAUGGACUGAAAAUACUUUUAACCUCUAUUAGAGAGAGCAUCAAAGAACUGGUUCUGUUAUUCUUAACGAUUUUAAUGUUGGCAGUGUUUUUCGCCAACAUAAUAUUUUUCGCCGAAAUGACAGAGUCGACAACCUUCCCAUCAUCCUUUGAAGGAAUAUGGUGGUCUGUUAUUACUAUGACGACAGUAGGUUACGGAGAUCAUUACCCAAAGUCAGUACUUGGAAAAUGUGUUGGAGGAUGCUGUGCCGUUUGUGGAGUAAUUAUAAUUGCAAUGCCAAUUGCCAUUAUUGCGACAAAUUUCAAUACAUUUUAUUCAAGAAUGCAGGAUAUACGGAAUUUCGAAAACCGUGUGAAAAAGAUCAAUCGUGAGUAGAUAGACGACCAGCCUAAAUCGCGAAAAGCUUUUCUUAAGAAACAACAGUAUAAAACCUGUCAUAACAAAGAGGGACAUGAUUUUUCAAGUCUUCGGCAGAGUUUUUGUAG
Molecule: messenger RNA, 1451 nt
Organism: Mytilus californianus (California mussel)
Lineage: Eukaryota; Metazoa; Mollusca; Bivalvia; Mytilida; Mytilidae
Product: potassium voltage-gated channel protein Shaw-like
Exons: 2
Coding region: 55-1341 (428 amino acids)
Biological process (GO): protein homooligomerization; potassium ion transmembrane transport
Cellular component (GO): membrane; voltage-gated potassium channel complex
Molecular function (GO): protein binding; voltage-gated potassium channel activity
Source: RefSeq, a predicted model, not a curated record